Molecule: messenger RNA, 630 nt
Organism: Uncinocarpus reesii 1704
Lineage: Eukaryota; Fungi; Ascomycota; Eurotiomycetes; Onygenales; Onygenaceae
Exons: 3
Coding region: 1-630 (209 amino acids)
Source: RefSeq, a predicted model, not a curated record
AUGGUGGGGUUCUACGAAGACCUGGUCGCCAGCGUUGAAGGGCAUUCGCUGAAGCGAGACACGAUCUUGUCGGGAGGCGACGGGCGGUUUCACGAUGCGGCGGCGGGGAUUCUGCAGAGGAGGGAGGAUGAGAGGGGGAGUCUGUGCUGUCGAUCGCCGAUGCCGUGUCUCCUGGUCAGAAACCGAAAGCUUUCCUUUUGCUGGGACCGCUUCACCACCAAUUACUACCUCCCCGACGGCUCCCACGGCUCCAUCACAUCGGGAGUCUACACCACCCCGUCCCGCGACACCGUCAACCUCAUCCUCGGCAACUUCACCCUCGCGUCCGGCUCCACAGGGAACAUCUACUCCUCCUCCCCCGACUCCAAGCCCAAUCUGAGCACGCUACACCUCCCCAGCCAGUUCACCGCCAAGGGGGACGGCACUGCGAUUCCGGGAAGUGAGCUGGGUGCGCCCGCGGGGACUGCAACGACGCCUGGAGCCGGCGGGCCCGGUCCGACGGUGACGGUGACGGUUGGCGGCGGUGCUGCGGCGUCAGCGACAAAGACGGCGGACGCGGUGCCAAUAAGGACCGGACAGUCGGGUUUAAUAUCGAUACUAUUCGGCGCACUGGUUGCGUUGGUUGCAUGA